Molecule: messenger RNA, 1032 nt
Organism: Apiotrichum porosum
Lineage: Eukaryota; Fungi; Basidiomycota; Tremellomycetes; Trichosporonales; Trichosporonaceae
Exons: 2
Coding region: 1-1032 (343 amino acids)
Biological process (GO): lipid biosynthetic process
Molecular function (GO): iron ion binding; oxidoreductase activity
Source: RefSeq, a predicted model, not a curated record
AUGCUGCCGUUCCCACACUUCCUUGUCGAGGCGCUGCCGUCCUUCCCAAUGUCGCACAAUGCGACUCUCUUGGCGCAUAUUACACCCACAGAGCUCGGCGCGCCAUUCUACCACAUGAAGCGACAACACAUGUUUGACUGGAUCUCGGACAGACACCUGUCACUGUUUGCCCCCAUUGCAGUGUACUGGGUUCUGUCCACCGUCUUUGAGGUGCUCGACACUGUGCAGUUGCCAUACUUUGAGGCGCGUCGGAUCCACGAGAGCGACGCUGUCAAGGCACGCAACCGGGCGACGUUUUGGCAGGUUAUCCGCGCCGUGGUGCUGCAGCAGGCCGUGCAGACCGUGUUUGGCCUGCUCAUCCUCGAGGGCGACGAGAGCGUGCUCAAGACUGAGAUCAACCGCGACCACGUUGCGUCCAUGGCCUACCUCGCCCCGCGUGUGGCGGACCUCGUCUUCCUUGUCCUGGGCAAGAACACUGGCCUGACGGUUCUCGACUCGUAUGGCCCUCGAAUCGUCAACUUUGUGUACUGGUGGGGCAUCCCAACAUUCCAGAUGUUCUUUGCAUUCUGCAUGAUCGACACCUGGCAAUACUUUUUGCAUCGUGCGAUGCACACGUAUACGACCCUGUACCGCGCCUUCCACUCGCACCACCAUCGGCUGUACGUGCCCUUUGCCUUUGGUGCGCUGUACAACCACCCAAUAGAGGGUCUCCUUCUGGACACUGCUGGCGCCGGCCUCGCCUCGCUGGCAACCUUUAUGACUAUCCGCCAGUCGACGCUGUUGUUCUUCGUCUCGACGUGGAAGACGGUCGACGACCACUGCGGCUACCGUCUCUGGUGGGACCCCUGCCAGAUGCUGUUUGCCAACAAUGCUGACUACCACGACAUUCACCACCAGGCAUACGGCAUCAAGGCCAACUUUGCCCAGCCCUUCUUCACCAACUGGGACUACCUCCUCGGCACGCAGAUGACCCGUGCCCAAGCGCAGGCGCGUCGCGGAAACGGCGCCGCCGCCGUCGACAAGGAGGACUAG